This is a messenger RNA of Mastomys coucha (southern multimammate mouse), 1224 nucleotides long. RefSeq names its product neuralized E3 ubiquitin protein ligase 3 (gene Neurl3). The record is from RefSeq and is a predicted model, not a curated record. The transcript is spliced from 4 exons. Bases 77 to 841 code for a protein of 254 amino acids. Lineage: Eukaryota; Metazoa; Chordata; Mammalia; Rodentia; Muridae.
GUCUUGUAUCCUGACCACUGGCCUUCACAGACAUCUCCAGAUCCAGGGACUUGUGCCCCAGCAGGAGAACAGGCUAAUGGGUUCUCUCCUCAGCCCUGAGGCCAAUGCUGAGGUGCCCCGCGAGGCCCUUAGUUUCCAUGGGGACGCCACGGGCGCACAGGUGCUUCUGGAUGACCUGCGGAGCACAGCGCGCAGGCGCUCCACUUUCCACGAUGGUAUCGUGUUCAGCCAGCGGCCCGUCUGGCCCGGUGAGCGUGUAGCUCUGCGCGUGCUGCGACACGAAGAUGGUUGGUGCGGUGGCCUCCGCGUGGGCUUCACGCGCCUGGACCCUGCGCAAGUAGCCGCGUCCUGCCUGCCACCCUUCGUGUGCCCGGACCUAGAGGAGCAGAGCCCCACGUGGGCAGCGUUGCUCCCUGAGGGCUUCGUUCGUGCGGGGAAUGUGGUCUGCUUCUGGGUGAACCGUAGAGGCUGGCUCUUCGCCAAGGUCAACGCUGGCCGCCCUCUCUUGCUACGCAAAGACGUGCUGGUCCAGGGCGCCCCGCUCUGGGCGGUGAUGGAUGUGUACGGGACCACAAAAGCCAUUGAGCUGCUGGAUCCUAAAGCCAACGCCUGGAUCACCAGUGGGGAGCCUGUGCCAGAGACUGAAGUCAUAUCAGGAGAGGAGUGUGUUAUCUGCUUCCACAACACUGCCAACACCCGCCUCAUGCCCUGUGGCCAUUCACACUUCUGUGCUUCCUGUGCCUGGCACGUCUUCAAAGACACGGCCAGGUGCCCCAUGUGUCGCUGGAAGAUCGAGGAGGUGGCUGUAGAGCCUUCACUGAAGACUGGGGAAGGCUCCUGAGAAGAUGACUUCUUGGAGUGUGUGGCAGAUGGAACCUGGCUCUGAGGCAGGCCCCUGCAAAAGGAGAAACCUCUGUCUGGACGUUGGUCAGCAAGCCCAGUCAAGGGCCACCACACCUGAUCUUGCAUCAGCAAGCCUUGUUAGCCAUGAGGAAGGCUCAGUGAACCUUUCCCCAGCAAGAAGUUCUGUGGAGGCUGAUAGGGCACAGAAAAAUCUCUCUGGCCACUUUGGGAAGUCCCAGCAUGGCAGGCUCACCCCUAUGUGACAGCUGAGGACAUAAAGGGAUCUGUCUAUGUCUGGCAAAAGUACCAGAAGCAGGGACAUAUACCAAGGUGAUCUCCUUGCUGAUUUGUGACAUCGCAAAAUAAAGUUUGUUUUUAUAA